Messenger RNA from Cicer arietinum (chickpea), 2873 nucleotides. RefSeq lists its product as uncharacterized. The record is from RefSeq and is a predicted model, not a curated record. NCBI's taxonomy places the organism in Eukaryota, Viridiplantae, Streptophyta, Magnoliopsida, Fabales, Fabaceae.
AAUGCCAAACACAGCCUUAGGAGUAUAGAACAUGUGAGUGGUUGAUAGCUUUAACCAAUAGCCAGUCUCGGUCAAGAGAGAAAACUGUCUUCUGUACAAAUUUUGCACACCUUCGUCUCUUCCAUCUCUCAAUUCUUCAAUUUCAUUCCUCUCAUUCUCUCACUCACCCAAAAGCUUUUAAAUUAGGGUUUUCGAUGCUCUCUCUAACUUGCUCUAUUCUCUUCAAUCAUCGCGAAUUGUAACUCAAGGUGUUAGUGGUGAUGAUGAGUUUUGAAAAGGCAUAACUUGGAAUUUAUUUUUUAAGUAGUAAUUCGAGGUUUAAAAGCUAAAUGGCUCGGAAGGGUAAUCAACAGAAGAAUGGAUUGAACCACAGGAAAGGGGUUUCUGGCGGUGUCCUUCCGGGUAUGAAAGGUCAUGAAGGAGGGCAAGCGAAGGUUUUUCCGGGGGAGGAACUUGCAAAUGGCGACCGUGGUCUUUCACAGAAAGUGUGUGAGACUAGUUCUGCUGGUGAUGAAGAUAACAGUGAGCGAAAAUCUGAGAAAUUUUCUCGGAAAGAUAAGCAAGGGAUGAGUGCUAAGCAUGAUCUUGAGGAAUCAUUGUUCUUUGGGAAUGGUAGUGUGAAAGCUGAAGUUCCAACACAAGAAGUAAAUCAGACUUUGCCUAGAAGUAAUCAAGCUCAACAGAGUAUGAAGAGUAGAUUGAACCAUUUACUUGAAGGUUUACAGUUGAGAAGUAUGAUAGAAAAUGCGGAGCUUGCUGAUCAUGUGAUUAUUAGGAGAUUAAGAUUGUUGGCAUUUUCCAUUUUUACAGCAGUUAACGAGUGGCUAACCAAGCAGAAGCCAUUAUUUGUAUCUAUUAGAACCAUCGUUUUAGAAGCUUGUGCAAAUUUCAGAACAAAAUUUAAGCAGGUGUAUCCUGUUGUUCUGACUUGGCUCAUGCACUUUGGGAACAUAAUCCUUCUAUUAUCACUGUUUUGGUUGGACUGUGCCUUUCGGGGUAUGGAUUCAUUUGUGCGAAUGGGUACGACGUCCUUCUUCUCUGUUAUAUGGUGCAGCAUAUUCUCCGUGGUUAGUAUGAUAGGGAUGCUCAAGUUUAUGGUUGUCCUGGGCCUGGCUACCUUGGUUGGAUUUUAUGUUGGGUUCGUGCUUGCAACUUUAGUAGUCGCAAUCCUUGGAGUUGUUAUGUUAUGGUUUUAUGGUAGCUUUUGGACAACAACUUUUUUCAUCAUCCUUGGAGGAUUGGCAUUUUUGUUACGUCAUGAACGUGUGGCACUACUUGUCACCACGGUGUAUUCAGUCUAUUCUGCUUGGCUGUACGUUGGGUGGCUUCGUUUGUUCUUGGCUUUUAAUUUAGCUUUCAUCUCAAGUGAUGUUUUGAUAUACUUCCUCAAGAAAAACAUAGAUCAACAGAGUGGAUCCAAUCCAUUUGAACAAAGAUCUGGAAUGCACAGUCAACCAGGUUUCGGAAGUGAUGAACCAACGUCGGCUUCUUCCUUUGAAAAUGGAUCAGGACCAUCUGCAGAUCGUAAUGCAGGAGUCCCUUCGACUAGUGGGGUUGAUUCAGAUGUAACUUCUGAAGAUGAAGUUGUUCGAUUGUUGAACAGCUCUGAUCACUAUUCAGCACUAGGCUUGACGCGCUAUCAAAAUAUAGAUGUUUCAGUACUGAAGCGGGAAUAUAGAAAGAAGGCAAUGUUGGUACAUCCUGAUAAAAAUAUGGGUAAUGAAAAGGCUGUAGAAGCCUUUAAGAAACUUCAAAAUGCAUAUGAGAUUCUAAUGGAUUCCUUGAAGCGAAAAGCUUAUGAUGAUGAGCUAAGGAGAGAAGAGCUUCUUAGUGUAUUUAACAGAUUUCAUAAUGCUCCCCGCAGGAAUAGUAGGCAUGGAUUUUUUUCUUCUGGAUUUGCGCAGCCAGAUGUAGAUGGUGAGGACCCAUUUGGUGAUUCAAGGCGAAUAGCUUGCAAGAGAUGUGGUGGCUUUCAUCUCUGGAUACACACCAAGAAACAAAAGUCUCGGGCAAGAUGGUGCCAGGAUUGCCAAGAUUUUCACCAAGCCAAGGAUGGUGAUGGAUGGGUUGAACAAUCUUCUCAACCAUUUCUUUUUGGCUUAAUGCAAAAGGUAGAUGCUCCUUUUGCUUACGUGUGUGCGGAUAGCAAAAUUUACAAUGCCACUGAAUGGUAUAUCUGUCAGGGUAUGAGAUGUCCAGCAAAUACUCAUAAGCCAAGUUUUCAUGUGAACACCAGUAUAAUGUCCAAGAAUAAUUCUGGCAAAGGAACCAGCUCUUCAAGUCAAAGAGGCGGGCGAGUGCCGAACCCUAAUAUCCCAACACCUAAUUUUGAAGAACCUAUGACUGAGGAAGAAUUUGUCGAGUGGUUACAGAAUGCAGUACAAUCAGGCGUGUUUGACAAUGUCAAUGGCGGCACUGCCCCAGAGAGCCCAUCCGCCAAAUCCGGAAAUGGAACGAAAAAUCCAGGCACCGGCAGUGGCGUCGGUAGCGGCAGCAAAAGAAAGAAAAAAGGGAAAAAAUGGUGAUUAAUUAAAACAGAUGAUGGUUAAACAUAAUGGUAACGUUGCCUUGUGCACUAUGAAGGCUUGAAAAAGCAUUAGUUUCAGAGUUGAUAUCUGUUAUUGAUGCGUCAAAAUAGAGUUUGGAGCUCACUGUAUAGCCCUAUUUUCCUAAUCCCAAGUAUUUUUUUUUGUUGUCCCAUAAUUUUGUUUUUUCAUCACCUUUAGGCUCCAAAAUUCAGCCUUGUGGCAAUGAUCCUUCUGCUUAUGAUUUUCUAAGUCAAAGUGCAAUCUUUAGCAGAUGGGUCUUGGUAAAUUUCAUGCAUGGGUCAUGAUAUCUAUCUACCAAGGAAUGUUUUACAAAUAUUAAUUUUA